CAGGGGAACGGGCCCAGCGCCUGAAGAGUUCCAGCCCGCCGCGGCCUGGCCCGGCCGCACCACCAGCCCGCUCCUGCAGGAUCCCGGGGACUUGCUGGCCCAGGCACCGUUGCGCGGCCCAGGAUGGGGCUCUGCUCCGGGCUGCGCCGCCGUCUGGUCCCGGGGAUCAUAUCCGCUGCGAGGGUGUGAAGUGCUGCCGCCCUGGAGGGUGGACGUCCAGGCGCGGGGGCUGAACCACUGGGUGACCUUGGCAGGGCCAAUCUGGCUCGGUCUCCGAGACGCGCAGAUGUUUUCAAGUCAGCAAACAUUUACUGAGCACCUACUAUGUACAAGAUGAACAUCUGCAACAAGCCCUCCAACAAGACAGCUCCUGAGAAGAGUGUGUGGACGGCGCCCGCACAGGCCAGCAGACCCUCGCCGGAGCUGCAGGGCCAGCGGUCCCGUCGGAAUGGGUGGAGCUGGCCCCCUCACCCGCUCCAGAUUGUGGCUUGGCUGCUCUACCUCUUCUUCGCUGUCAUUGGCUUUGGGGUCCUUGUUCCCCUCUUGCCUCACCACUGGGUGCCCGCUGGCUAUGCUUGCAUGGGCGCCAUCUUUGCCGGCCACCUCGUGGUUCACCUGACUGCUGUCUCCAUCGAUCCAGCAGAUGCCAAUGUGCGGGACAAGAGCUAUGCAGGGCCACUGCCCGUCUUCAACCGCAGCCAACACGCACAUGUCAUUGAAGAUCUGCACUGCAACUUGUGCGACGUAGAUGUGAGCGCUCGCUCCAAGCACUGCAGCGCCUGCAACAAGUGUGUAUGCGGUUUUGACCACCACUGCAAGUGGCUCAACAACUGCGUGGGUGAGAGGAACUACCGGCUCUUUCUACACAGUGUGGCAUCUGCCUUACUGGGUGUCCUGCUCCUCGUGCUGGUGGCCACUUACGUCUUUGUGGAGUUCUUUGUCAACCCCAUGCAGCUGCGCACCAAUCACCACUUUGAAGUCCUGAAGAAUCACACAGAUGUAUGGUUUGUGUUCCUGCCCGCUGCCCCUGUGGAGACGCAGGCUCCUGCCAUCCUGGCCCUGGCGGCCCUACUCAUCCUUCUGGGCCUGCUUUCCACAGCCCUGCUGGGCCACCUGUUCUGCUUCCACAUUUAUCUCAUGUGGCACAAGCUCACCACCUAUGAGUACAUCGUGCAGCAUCGCCUGCCACAGGAGGCAAAGGGGGCCCACAGGGAGCUCGAGUCAUGUCCCCCCAAGAUGCGGCCCAUUCAGGUUUCUGGGACCAUCCAGAAACUGCUUCUCCCACCCUUCCUGCCCCACCCACUUCUGGAGCCCAGGGGCACUAGGUGUCAUCUCUGCAUUAGUCAGGACGCCUGGGUCUCCAUGGAAACGACUUCAGAGCAGGCGACAGCUGUCCCGUUGCCCUCCCCCACCCGGUGGGGGUGGGGCAUCAUUGUCCUGGCUCUGCCCUACACCCUCCAUACCCAGGUUGGCUUUUUCCUAGCUUUCAGUCUCCUCAUCUGCAUCCUCGUGGGCGUCCUGUGUGCUGGAUGGUAGCCCAGCCCAUUUCUGUAACCUCCUGGCCCCAGGUCCCUGUACUUUCAGGGGUUGGGUCUGCCACUCCCAGUGUGGCUGUGAGGAUCAGUGAUUAAAGUAGACACAGAACUUGCCUAUAAGCCUGAUCCCAGAUGGGGCUGUGGUGCUGUUUUUUCUCCACAUCUUAAUGCCUCCUCUUUUGAGGUGGGGGAGACCUCCCAUUGUCCCACCAGUCCCAUCACUGCCCCCCUUGCACCCCCUCCCACCCUCCCAGGUAGCCAGGAUUGUGGCUGGUACCUUGAGGACUUAGCUCCAGUCCACCAUGCACACAGCCUUGGGUCCACACUCUGGCAUAUGAACGGCUAGCCAGUCUCCCAGCCAGGGAAAAAAUCAGUUCAGAGACUGGAGCCCUGGGAGGAGAGAGGAACAGGAGAGGGUUACUCUGAGAGCCUCUUCCCCACCACCCACUUUGGCCAGAGCAGACUGGGUGCAUUGAACCUAUGAGGCUGGGGGCUUCCUGGAGGAGGAGUUUGACUAGAUGAAGUAAAGAAGAUGGUAGGGAGGGGUAAGGUCCAGAAAUGGGUGUUUUAAGCCUUGGCCUACAAGAGGGAUUUGCCCAGUAUAGCUGGAAAGCUUGGAGGAUUGUCAUAGAUCUCUGCAUGCAGAUUUGCCAGAGAGACCAGUGAGAAGGGGGUGUUCUGUAUAGGAUGGGGUAUUGUAUACAGGAUGGGAUGGGCUCAGGACCCAGAAGGCCUUGGAUCCACACCUGGCCCCCCAGCCUCCCUGACCCACACC
Lutra lutra (Eurasian river otter) is the source of this 2310-nucleotide messenger RNA. RefSeq names its product zinc finger DHHC-type containing 1 (gene ZDHHC1). Gene Ontology annotation, biological process: peptidyl-L-cysteine S-palmitoylation; protein targeting to membrane. The record is from RefSeq and is a predicted model, not a curated record. Gene Ontology annotation, molecular function: protein-cysteine S-palmitoyltransferase activity. NCBI's taxonomy places the organism in Eukaryota, Metazoa, Chordata, Mammalia, Carnivora, Mustelidae. The transcript is spliced from 10 exons. The coding region runs from base 325 to 1536 and encodes 403 amino acids. Gene Ontology annotation, cellular component: endoplasmic reticulum; Golgi apparatus.